Molecule: messenger RNA, 2383 nt
Organism: Sceloporus undulatus (fence lizard)
Lineage: Eukaryota; Metazoa; Chordata; Lepidosauria; Squamata; Phrynosomatidae
Gene: CDNF
Product: cerebral dopamine neurotrophic factor
Exons: 4
Coding region: 17-556 (179 amino acids)
Biological process (GO): neuron projection development; dopaminergic neuron differentiation
Cellular component (GO): endoplasmic reticulum
Source: RefSeq, a predicted model, not a curated record
UUUUUUGCAGCCAGCCAUGCAGUUCCCCCGUUGCAUUUUAGGCUUCUUGUUGCUGGCGGUGGCUCUGUUUUGCCUCGCUCCAAGGAGCGCGGAGGCUCAGUGCGAAGUGUGUCAAGGAUUUUUGGAAAAGUUUUACAAUUCUUUGAAAGAAAAGCAUUCAGAUUUUUCUGUGGCUUCCAUAGAGAAGGAACUGAUCAGGAGUUGCACAAACACGAAAGGAAAAGAAAACCGCUUGUGCUAUUACCUUGGAGCCACAAGCGAUGCAGCUACCAAGAUCAUUAGUGAAGUCAGCCGUCCAAUGAGUGCUCAUGUACCUGUGACCAAAAUCUGUGAGAAGCUCAAGAAAACGGACAUUCAGAUUUGUGAACUCAAAUACGAAAGGAAAAUUGACUUAACAUCAGUAGACCUCUCUAAGAUGAGAGUGGCUGAGCUGAAGAAGAUCCUGGAUGGCUGGGGGGAAGUGUGCAAAGCAUGCUUUGAAAAAACAGACUUUGUGGACCUGAUCAAGGAGCUUGCACCAAAACAUACGGCUUCAACAUCCAGAGCUGACCUUUGAUGAAGUGGUUCUUGAUCCAAGUGCAUAUCUAUCUAACAUCUGCUGUUACAUCCCUAAACCCAUGUGCUUAUGAAGUCAUGAUAUGACUUAACUAGAAAGAACAAUUCCAAGAAAAUUGUAUGAAAUACAUCUUAACAGAAAUUCAUGGCCCUUAGAAAAUUUCUGAGGCAAAACAUGAUUAUAGGAGGCUGAACCAAGGCUUGUCCCCUUGACACAGUCUCUCUGUAUGACUGAAAUGCUGCUAACAGUAGCUAGUGUUUAAAGGCUUCCUUCUUUAUCACCAGUUACACACUAGGUAGACAAUGGUAAUACAUAUAAGAGUUUUCCAUCUUUAAAAUGAAGAAACAAAUGAUUCGCCUUUGAAAUUGUAACUUGAGAAUUCUGUGCCCCAUGAUGCAGACCACACUGGAAUGAAAUUUCCAGGAUGAGAAUUCACAUCACAAUUAUUUAAUUAGGGUGAAAAAUCAAAUACAGUAUUCAAAACGGAACCUCUUUCUAAAAAAAUCUAACAAUUGCUUAAUAAGGUAUGAAACUUGAAAAGUCCAGAUGAUUUAAAUUAAAAUAAACUAAUACAGAAAUACUGUAAACAUAAGAAUCGUCACAUGGAUAACUGAUUGCAUCUUCAGAUUUAUACUUAUUUACUUACUUAAAUUUGUGAACAUAGAGUCUGAAACGUGAUCUCCUGCUCCAGGUCUGAUACUUUAUCCACCAAAACACAUAGGCUCUCUCCUUGGGAACAGCAGUGGCAGUGGUGAAAAAUGGUGGCUGGAUUUGGCACACACUGUACUAUGAAUAUAUAUGCCAAUAUAUCCUCUCCUUUGUGAGUUGAUCCAAGUUGAAAACCAUGAUAUGAAAGGGACUUUUAGCAAGAUAGUUUAUUGGACUCCAUGUUUGCUACCUUAACAGCCUGUUAAUCAUUAUCAUCAUCACAGAAGGACUUGCAUACUUUUGCUGGGAACACAGUGCCAGAACAGACUGCACGAUUUAAUGCCAAUGCCCAGCUGCAGUCAUCAGGAGCUAAUUUCAUUUUCUUCAUGCCUUCCAGACUGCUGUGCCAUGAUGGUGGUUGGCAAGAGUCCAGAGGUGCUUUAUGGCUUGCUGUCUCAUGUGACAAGAAGAGAAAGUCCAUUGUCUACCUAGUGUGUAACUGGUGAUAAAGAAGGAAGCCUUUAAACACUAGCUACUGUUAGCAGCAUUUCAGUCAUACAGAGAGACUGUGUCAAGGGGACAAGGCUUGGUUCAGCCUCCUGUACUAUGCUAGGAUCCUGGGCCAUUAUACAUUAAAUACAAAGUGAAUUUAUGGGCCCUAGAGAGUGAUGUGUAUGCGCUUUGUGUAACUAAGGCUUUCAAUGGAGAGGAGCACUUAUGGGUAUCAGUGCCUUCCCAGAAAAUAAUACUAGGUUGUAGAAUAAACUCCCAGAAACUUCAUUGCUAUUACUAAUGCUCAGGACUUCUAAGAGUGCAACAUUUUACAGAGGGAGAUCCCUUGGGAGGAUCAUUGGAGACUACUUUUGUUUUGUUUUGUUUUAAAAUCUCUUUUACCUGCAAAGAGCUGGAGAGCUCUUCACCCCUUGGAUCAGCUAAAAUGCAGUUGGUAGGACCUUUUCUGUGACAUCAGCCACAUCAUGCAGUUUCCUACUAUUCCUUUCAAGGGUUUCAUCACUUUCCUUAAUUUCUGGUCUUAUAUCACCUUGUGAAGUUUAGAUAAGUGUUUAAUUCAGAUCUCAAAUUGUUAUUUUUAAAAAGAUUAACAUGCUGCCAUUACUUGUUACAUAAAGCAAAAGGUUACACAUUACAGUUCUUUGCAAGUAACAUGUUACCUUAUUU